Molecule: messenger RNA, 3870 nt
Organism: Adineta steineri
Lineage: Eukaryota; Metazoa; Rotifera; Eurotatoria; Adinetida; Adinetidae
Source: the annotation of a GenBank genome assembly
AUGAAUGGCAGUAAACAACCUGGGCAACUUAAAGAUGGAUACACUGUGAAUGAUAUUAAGCAAUUAGUUAAAGAUAGAUUUGGUUCUGAUAAUUUUCGACUUAUUGUUAAUGGACAAGAAAUACAAGAUAAUGAUCCUGAGAAAUUUGCUGAAUUAAAGCAGUCUAUUAAAAAUAAUACAGUCAUCUAUGUUUGCCAACGAAUGGCGGGUGGAUCAGGUAUGGUCGAUAUAGAAUCACACAAGGCUACUAUUCUAGUUGAUCUUCAAGAUGAAUUACAUAAAAUUUCAACGCAACCAAAUAAUUCACUUAUGUGUUUGACUUGUAAACAAGUAUUAACACCAGAAAAGUUUUUUAAAACACCACAAUUCAUUCAAUCAGUUGUUGAACUACAUGAACCAACAUUAAUGGCACGGUACAUUGAUUUUCAAAUAUGUACAUGUGGUGCAUUUUCUAUUAAUAGUACUAUGUUUGCAAAACAAAAAUGUGAUAAUUGUAAACGAUGGUUCUGUUUUUUUUGUAAUUCUGAUUGGGAUGAAGAAGAGAGGAAAAUGUGUAAUGAAAAAUAUACGUGCAAAGUCAACUGUUUCUGGGAAACAAAGAUUUCUUAUCAAUUGGUUACACUAGCAUUUAAUGAAAGUAUGCAAGUACCAAAUCGACGAUGCUGUCCAAAAUGUUUUGAAUGUGGUUCAUAUGAUGAACAAUGCAAGUAUCAUAAAUGUAAAUGUGGCCAUACGUUCUGUUUCAUUUGUCUGAAAUCUGAGGAAGAUUGUCGACGUGAUUUUAACUCGACAUAUAAUCAACUAUGUGGCGAUGUAGCACAACAAUCAUAUACCAUAUUUCCACGUCUCUGUCCUGAUGAAUCCAUAGUUCCACGUCUCCAGUAUGUUGAACGCACAGUUCCACGUCUCCGUCAUUAUGAAUUCAUAGCUCCACAUCUCCGUCAUCAUGAAUCCAUAGCUCCACGUCUCCGUCGCGAUGAAUCCACAGCUUCACGUCCCCGUCAUGAUGAACCCAUAGCUCCACGUCUCCAACAUAGUGAAGAAUGUUCGAAGCGAAUUAUACCUGUCUCUACAUCUAAAUCAACAGCAACCAAUUUGGAUGAUAUGGAUAGUCAAACUGCUUCUACUCCAUUUCAAUUGAAGAACUUAGAUUUACACAAUACUUCAAACUUGAUAUUAAUAUCAAAACUUUCGUCACUAGAGAAGAUGCCAUCAUUGUCUCCAUCAAAUAAUUUAAAAGCAUCUACAAAUAAUUCGAGUCUUUUGUCGACACGCGAUAUUCUAGGUGUCUGCGGUCUAAAUAAUAUUGGCAAUACUUGUUACAUGAAUAGUGCUAUACAAUGUUUAAAUAGUAUAUCACAUAUAGUCGAAUGGGCUAUGAAUCAACCACGAUCAUCAACUCCUAAGAAUAUAAUCGAUAUUUAUGCUUCUCUAGUACAAUCAAUGUGGUCAGGUCAUUAUACAUAUGUCACUCCCCAGGAACUGAAAGGUUACAUCGGCCGUUUAGCUCCAAUAUUUUCUAAUUAUGGCCAGAAAGAUUCUCAUGAAUUUAUGAACUUUUUACUUACUGAACUACAAACAGUUGGCUCAACUUCAUUCUUUACUGAUCUCUUUCAAAUUCAUACUCAAUCAAAAACUACUUGUGAUAAAUGUCAACAUCAUGAUAGUAUUGAAGAAACAAGUACAUUUCUUCCACUUCCAGUUCCUCAAUUGAAAUCACAUGAUGAUGCUGAAGUGUUCUUAGAAGAUCUCAUUUCAGAUUUCUGUCAAGAAGAUUCAUUAGACGGGCAAUAUUAUUGUCAAAAGUGCAAAACAUGUCAAUCGGCACGACAUAAAACUACAAUUAUUCAACCAUUACCUCGUGCUCUCAUUAUCCAGCUUCAACGAUUUCCAUUUGAUGGUACAACUAGAAAGAUUAAUACAUAUGUUCAAUAUAAACUUGAAUAUCAAAAUUUACUAUCGGAUAAUGAUCGAUACGAAUUAUAUGCCGUUUCAAUGCAUAGUGGAAGUUUAGCCGGUGGACAUUAUACAACAACAGCACGAAAUUAUAAAAAUGAUCAAUGGUAUCUAUUCGAUGAUAGAUAUAAAGAACAAAUUAAUCCGGAAAGUAUUUUAAUUUCAUUUAAAGCGCAAGAAGCGAAUGAAGACAGUAUGAAACUAUAUAUUGCCAUAUUAUCCUUUUUACGUUUAUAUCAAUGGGAUGAUUUUGAUCUAUAUCGUCUUGAUCUAAUUAUAAAAUCAUUAUUUAACGAUACAUCGAAAGAGUCUGAAAGCAGUACAUCGACUGAUAUUGAUUGUAUACAAGCGUCUGAUACUUCCUUGAACUCUUUUGUAGCACAAUGUACUAAUUAUAUUCUUCUUAUUUUUAUUUGUUGUCUACUAUUUGUUGCAACUAUUCCACAGUCAAUAGCAGCAUAUAUAUCUGGUCGUCUAUUCAAGACACUUAAACGUAAUGAAACUGAAACUUCCUCGAACUCUUUUGUAGCACAAUGUAUUAAUUAUAUUCUUCUUAUUUUUAUUUAUUGUCUACUAUUUGUUGCAACUAUUCCACAGUCAAUAGCAGCAUAUAUAUCUGGUCGUCUAUUCAAGACACUUAAACGUAAUGAAACUGAAACUUCCUCGAACUCUUUUGUAGUACAAUUCACUAAUUAUAUUAUUCUUAUUUUUAUUUAUUGUCUACUAUUUGUUGCAAUUAUUCCACAGUCAAUAGCAGCAUAUAUAUCUGGUCGUCUAUUCAAUAUGCCUAAAUGUAAUGAAACUGAAACUUCCUCGAACUCUUUUGUAGUACAAUGGACUAAUUAUAUUCGUAUUAUUCUUAUUCGUUGUCUACAAUUUGUUGCAAUUAUUUCACGGUCAAUAGCAGUAUCCAUAUCUGAUCGUCUAUUCAAGACACUUAAACGGAAUAAAACUGAUAUUUUACCGCCGAUUACUUCUGAGAAUAAAAAGAAAAGAAAGAAACAUCAACAAAAAUCUAACAAACCUGGUCUAUGUGGUUUAACUAACAUCGGCAAUACGUGUUAUAUGAAUAGUGCUAUUCAAUGUUUAAGUAAUAUACCCAAAUUUACCAAAUGGGCUCAAGCACAAAAGUUACCAUCUGAUCAAAUAACUGUUACUCAAGCGUACACUUCAUUGAUAGAAUCAAUGUGGUCGGGUGACAAGUCAUGUCCCCCCACUAAUGAUAUCAAACAACGUGUCAGUCAACAUGCUCCAAUCUUUUGGAAUUAUGCUCAAAAAGAUUCACAUGAAUUUAUGAAUUCUUUACUUAAUGCACUGCAUACUGAAUUAAAACAAAAUAAUUCAUCAAAAAAACAAUCAUCUAUUGUUACCGAUCUUUUUCGCAUUCGAACAGAAUCCGCAGUAACUUGCUUACAAUGCGGUACUCGUGAUGCAAAUGAAGAGACAACUUAUUGUUUACCUUUAUCACUCGGAAAUGAAUCAGAAGUAUCUUUGAAUAAAUUAGUAAAUGAUUUUUUGAAAGAAGAGGAACUUGAUGGACUAUAUUACUGUUCAAAAUGUCAAGUCCUUCAAUCUGCUAAACAGAAAACUAGUAUUUGUCAUCCGUUACCACCAGUAAUCAUUGUACAACUCAAAAGAUUCACUUUCGAUGAAACAAAUGAAAAACUAAAUGCAUUAGUCAAAUAUCCACUUGAAAAUUGGAAAGUUUUAAAUGAUGACAACUCACUUUAUGAUCUUGUUGCUGUUUCUAUGCAUGCUGGUAAUUUGAAACAAGGACAUUAUACAACAUAUGCAAAAAAUGAUGGAGAUAAAGCAUGGUAUUCAUUCAAUGAUGAUAGAAUUUGCGAAAUUACAGAUGAAAAAGAUAUUAUAACAAAGAAUGCAUAUAUUCUUGUAUAUGUUAAACAGGUGUAA